AUGGAGAAAUUAUUGGAAUACUUAGAAACUUUAGGAGAAAAAAUAGAUUUAAAAGAUUAUGAUGUUGAAUAUUCGAGUGGUGUUUUGACACUUAGAUGUGGACCUUCGGGUACUUAUGUAAUUAAUAAACAACCUCCCAAUAAACAAAUUUGGUUAUCAUCUCCAAUAAGUGGACCUAAACGUUAUGAUUAUGAUCUAAAACAUCAAAAAUGGUUUUAUAAUAGAGAUAAUUCGACAUUGGAUGGGUUACUUAACGAAGAACUAUCAGUAAUAUUUAAUACGAAAAUUGAUAUUUAA
This is a messenger RNA of Diversispora eburnea, 297 nucleotides long. NCBI's taxonomy places the organism in Eukaryota, Fungi, Glomeromycota, Glomeromycetes, Diversisporales, Diversisporaceae. The record is from the annotation of a GenBank genome assembly.